This is a messenger RNA of Didymosphaeria variabile, 723 nucleotides long. RefSeq lists its product as uncharacterized. The transcript has 3 exons. Gene Ontology annotation, biological process: kinetochore assembly. The coding region runs from base 1 to 723 and encodes 240 amino acids. The record is from RefSeq and is a predicted model, not a curated record. Gene Ontology annotation, cellular component: kinetochore. Lineage: Eukaryota; Fungi; Ascomycota; Dothideomycetes; Pleosporales; Didymosphaeriaceae.
AUGGCAGAUAGUGCGACAACGAAAGCGAUCGGCGCGAACGACUAUUCCGAUCUGCUCCAGACAGCUCACUCUGACGCGUUCGCGUUCUCGGACACAGAGCAACUGGCGCUGCAGCUCUACGACCAGCUGAGGGAGCUUGAAUUAGAAAAGAGCCUCCUCCAGGCACAUGCCAAAGACGUAUCUGACGUCUCAUCGCUAUCAGAUGAUGUCUUACAAGAGCACCUGAUGACCGCAGAGCGCGAAGCCAUGGAAGCCAAGGCAACAUUCGAAAUUCGAAACAGGAUAGCCCACAAUGUGUUGGUCAUGGAUCCCGUCCUCAAGGCUGUUCAUGGCGGCCAGCAGCAUACCGUCGAAAAGCGUGUAUUGCCUCUUGUCACCGAAAACGAUGCCCUAUCGAUGGUCCAUGGCUUGUUGGCCACGCAACUAGCAAACGAUCAACGUGCCUUGAGCGCUGCUGAGCAGGGCAAUAUCACGAUCAAUAAGGAGAACCGCAACCAAUCCAGGAUGGUCUUGAAGCUGGCUGAAGAAGUGAAGGCGCAGUCGAUCGAAGAUAUUGUAGAUGCUUCACUCCGAGCGCAAGUUGAGAAAGCGGAGAGAGAUGUUCAAGCGUCACGUAGAAGAGCGACAAUCAUCAAGGGCAUUCUAUCUGCGAUGGUCGUUGGAAGUGGCAUCAACUGGGCAGCUGACAAAGAGCUGCGUGAACUGGUCAUGGACGAUGAAUGA